Molecule: messenger RNA, 1214 nt
Organism: Heterotrigona itama
Lineage: Eukaryota; Metazoa; Arthropoda; Insecta; Hymenoptera; Apidae
Source: the annotation of a GenBank genome assembly
AUGGCAAUCCUUAUGGUGACCUCGUCGCACUUCAGACUAAUUAAAAUUUAUGGGAUGUCUAAUGGAAAUCCUAAGUGACCUAUAAGUAUGUAAACACAAAUGUUUGGACAUUUCUAAUUUGACACGCUGGAUUGGAGUGUAUCUAUGUCAAGUAGUACGUUUUGCAUAAAAACUUGCUCUCUAUUCAUUGCAUUAUUUCUAGAAAGCACGUAAAAUAUCUUAAAAUUCCAAAUUAAAUCAAUUUUAAUUUAAAGAUCAUUUUAAUUUGUAACAUAAAGCAGAGAUAGAGAAUGUUUAAGACAUUUAUAGAAUAUUAUCAAACUCUUUUUUAGACGUGGGUUAUUACCUGAAAUAUCAAAAUGAAAUUACAUAACAUUAUCUAGCAUCACAAGUAACAAAAUUUGAUUCAUAAUUAUUGAAAUACAAAAAAUUUGUAUAUCAACUUAAAUAACUUGAAGAUUUUUAUGCCUAAAAAUAAAUAAAUAUUUUUAUGAAGAUUUUUAUGUUUAAAAAUAAAUAAAUAGAUAAUACUAAUAUAUAAAGUGAAGUUAUUUUAAAAAGAAAGAAACAGCGACUUUAUCUUUCUCUGAAAUUUUGAAAUUGUGCAAGAAUUAAACAAAUUUAAUUUAUCAAAACGUCUCACGCUAUAAAAGAUAUUGUUUGAAAAUUUGAAAUCAAUAGAAUGAAUAGUAACCAAUAUACUAUUAUAGAAUGUUGAUGACAAUUUAAAAAACGUAAGAAUGAAACUUUUUUCAAUUCUCUAAAAUUAACUAGAUCUUUUUAAUUAUAUACUCAUUCAACAAAUCUUAGAAUAUAUUCAUAAAUAAUUAUGAAUACCAAAAUACAUUAAUAAUCUCGAAAAUAACAAUAAUAAUGAUAACAUGAAAUAUUAGCUAUUUAUUUAUCUAUAUUUAUAUAAUAUUUAUUAAUUAUAAUAUUUUAAUAUUUUGAGAACAAUUCGAAAAAUAUUCGAAUCAUGUUUAAAAUUCAAAUUCAAUAAAUUCAAAUUUUACAUCUUUGAUAUCAGAAAUGGUGACAUUUAUUCUAGUGAUAUUUCGUUUUGGCAAGUGUGUACCUUGAUACUCGACGUUGUCAAGAAUAAAGUGGCAAAAUUCACCGUACAGGGUAUAGCUGUCAUGUGGACGUGUCGGAAACGGAGGAAAGUAAACGGGAAUCAUAGUCGCGACAAUGACGUCGCGCGACAGGACCAAUGA